AGUCAUAUGACGGUGUGAUUCGACUUGUUCACGCGGAGCUGCAGCUGAAAACAGUGGAGGAAGUUACUGCGACGAAAAAGACGAAGACGAAGAAACCUCGUCUUUCUCUUAAAUUAGUGUGAGGUGGGUUCAGUGAUGUCCACCGGCGGGUUGUUGCUGUGUUUGCUGGCAGUGUUUCAGCUCGGCUCUCGCGCUCAUUACGCCCCUGAUGAGGUGACUUACCUGCCAGGCAUGAUGUUCAAACCCAACUACAGACAGUGGUCGGGGUACCUCCAGGCUCGGCCGGGAAAGUUUCUCCAUUAUUGGUUUGUGACGUCUCAGAGGGAUCCAGUCAAAGACCCUCUGGUGCUCUGGCUGAAUGGAGGUCCAGGCUGCAGCUCCUUGGAUGGAUUCCUGUCAGAGAAUGGACCGUUUCAUGUGAAUGAUGAUGGUGCCACACUGUAUGAGAACCCAUUCAGUUGGAACAAGAUCGCCAAUGUGCUGUAUGUAGAAUCUCCUGCAGGAGUGGGAUAUUCCUACUCCGACGACAAAAACUACGCUACCGAUGAUGACCAGGUCGCUGAAGAUAACUACAGAGCCCUGCAGAGUUUCUUUGCCAAGUUCCCCAAGUUUGCUCAAAAUGACUUCUUUAUCUUUGGGGAAAGUUACGGUGGAAUUUAUGCACCAACCCUCAGCCUCCGUGUGGCUACUGGAACUGCAACCAUCAACUUCAAGGGCUUUGCAGUGGGAAAUGGCAUCACCAGCUUUGCUCUCAAUGAGCAAUCUUUGAUAUACUUUGGUUAUUACCAUGGCCUCUUUGGAGAAGAUUUGUGGCAUGAUCUGAAUAAAAAUUGCUGUGAUGACAAGGGAAGCUGUGUCUUCUACAACUCCAGCUCAGAGACCUGCAAGACUCUGGUGGGUGUGGCCUUUGGCAUUGUGUAUGACAGUGGACUUAAUGAGUAUGCCCUGUACUUGAAUUGUGAGGGUGUCAGAGGAUCUCACAAAGGCUAUGAGAGGACCAUGGCUCACCUGUUUAAGAACUACAAGAAACAAUGGCUCACCCACAAAUUUUCAGAUGGAGUGCCUUCCUCUGUGUCUCUGGGUUUAGUCCCUCCCUGCCUCAACAGCACUGCUCAGAUGAACUGGCUGAACAGAGGUGACGUGAGGAAAGCCUUACACAUACCAGACACACUGCCACCGUGGGACCUGUGCAGUGAUGACGUUGGCGAGCAAUACACCACUCUGUACCCAACAAUGAAGGAUGUGUAUCUGAAGCUGCUCUCUCUGGGCCUGCGGGGGCUGGUCUACAACGGAGACACCGACAUGGCCUGCAACUUCCUGGGAGACCAGUGGUUUGUGGAGGACCUCGGCCUGAAAGCGACUACUAAGUACCAGUCCUGGAUUUCUGAUGACCAGAUUGCUGGUUUCUACCAACACUUUGGAAACCUCACGUUCCUGACAGUCAAGGGUGCAGGUCACAUGGUUCCUCAGUGGGCUCCAGGUCCAGCUUUUGACAUGUUCCAGUCUUUCCUCACAAAUGGCUCCUACUGAGCCAGAAUGUCAGAUUCCUGCACUCCCUUGUUAGUUUGUACAUUUUUCUCAGGGAAGAUGAUUUUGGAGGAAAAGGGACUGUUCGGGCACUUUUAUCAUUUGUGUUGUUCGUACCUGCAGUGCAGUCUGAGUAUUUGGAGAGAGACACGUUGGCUUUACUUUAGAUUUGAAAUUAAACAAUGCAAGUUCAACAACCACAUCUGAUGUUCAAAUCUAUGUUGUGUUGAUGGUGUAGGAGUUUUUUUUUUAGACAGUCUCAGUUUUAAGAGAACACAAAUAAUUGUACACACAAACGAAUGUCUCUAAAAUAAUUUAUUCCGUCACCAGCCAGCUUCACUUCUUGUACAUAUUUGAGAUUUUGUGCCUUCAAGUUGAUUUUCAGUAAGCGUAAAGCAUACAGUUCUGUGUAACUUCAAAAAGCUUCUUUGUGGCCUUGACUUGAGAUUAUUGUCUUGAAACUAGGAAGCUACACAUGUACAAAAGGGUACAAGACCUUCACUAGAAGUGAAAACCCUGUUUAGAAUUCAACACUUUGAUGUACAGUCUUAUUUCAUAUCAAAUGUGCUGAAUAAAAAGCCAAAACAAAUUGUCCUCAUCCUGAUACUCAGACUGAACUUUUAUUGAUCAAUUAAGCAAUUUUCUGUAGCACUGAUGUAAAGCUGAAUUUUGGUGUCUGAUUUUUUUUUUUUAAUUGACAUUUGCAGGAAAUUUAAACACUCAAACUGCCUUGAUCAAAACUGCAGCUUCACAUGUCUUUUAUUAAACAACUGCCAGUAUCAUA
Messenger RNA from Acanthopagrus latus (yellowfin seabream), 2311 nucleotides. RefSeq names its product cathepsin A-like. Lineage: Eukaryota; Metazoa; Chordata; Actinopteri; Spariformes; Sparidae. The record is from RefSeq and is a predicted model, not a curated record. Gene Ontology annotation, biological process: proteolysis. Bases 136 to 1530 code for a protein of 464 amino acids. Gene Ontology annotation, molecular function: serine-type carboxypeptidase activity. The transcript is spliced from 11 exons.